Leptopilina heterotoma is the source of this 999-nucleotide messenger RNA. Its product is annotated as zinc finger protein 502-like. The transcript is spliced from 3 exons. The record is from RefSeq and is a predicted model, not a curated record. Lineage: Eukaryota; Metazoa; Arthropoda; Insecta; Hymenoptera; Figitidae. The coding region runs from base 1 to 999 and encodes 332 amino acids.
AUGUUAUCAAACUGGGAAAAUGAUGUUCAACUUGCAACUGAGGAGUACAAGAUUAAACUUGAAGACACAAUCGAAAGAGUGGAUGAAAAAUUUGAGAGCAGUGGUGAGAAAACAUGCGAAUUUUGCGGGGAAAAAUUCCACUUUGUCACGAGAUUAGUGGCACAUUUACGAAUAGAACACGGAAUAUUAAGACCCUUUAAAUGUGAUCACUGUGGUAAAACAUAUCCACAACAAUUUAUGUUAAAUGCUCACGUGAAAAAAUCACAUACACCAAAAAUAGUGCCUUGCAAUAAAUGUGAUUUCAUGGGCGUAUCAAAAUCUGACGUUGAACGACACAUUAAACGUUUACACAAGGAGAUGAAAUUUAUUUGUGAAAUUUGCAGCGAAGUAUUUAAUCGUGAGGAGGAUUUAAUGACACACACGGCAAUGCAUGAAUUUAUGCAAUUUCAUCAAUGUAAUGCGUGCGGCGCCACAUUCGACGAUGUUUACACACUCAGGGAACACAAUCAAUUGUAUCAUUAUAAUCAACAAACAAUAGAAACACAAAAUGAGGAGACAGCACGUGAGCAUAAAUGUGAUAUUUGUGGGAAAGUUUAUAAAUAUCGUUCAAUGUUGAAGCAACAUAAAAUAAAGGGUCAUUCGGAUACGGUGCAAACUGUUGAGAGGCGACGUUAUCUUUGUGCACUUUGUGGAAAGGAAUUGAAAACUGCGAAGGGCUUGGAAAUUCAUACACGAUCGCAUACGGGCGAAAAACCUUAUACUUGUGAGGUUUGUGGUAAAUGUUUUGCGUGCGAAACACUUUUAAGGACACACAGCGUGACGCACACUGGUGAACGAAAAUAUUCUUGUGAUCAAUGCGGAAAGGCUUUUACUCAACGAUCAACUUUAGUUGUUCAUAAAAGGUAUCACAGUGGCGAAAGGCCUUAUUUGUGCCCCCGAUGCUGUAAGGGCUUUGUCACAAGGACUGUACUUAAUACUCAUUUAAAAUCAUGUCGUUGA